Microplitis mediator is the source of this 1119-nucleotide messenger RNA. RefSeq lists its product as uncharacterized. Lineage: Eukaryota; Metazoa; Arthropoda; Insecta; Hymenoptera; Braconidae. The record is from RefSeq and is a predicted model, not a curated record. The transcript has a single exon. Bases 42 to 800 code for a protein of 252 amino acids.
GAUAUGUUUUAGUAUAAAAAACAAUUAUUUAUUAUAAAAAAAUGGAUGACGCAGAUAUGCCGGAAUCAACCAGCAAAAUUGAUUCAAUAACAAAUUUAAUACAACAAAUAACCAAUCGUAUAAAAUUUUUAUGUGAUGAUCAAAUAGAUAAAAAAUAUUUAUCAUAUUUAGAAGCAUUAUUUAUUGACAGUAAAAUUCAUUUAAAAAGAGAACAAUUUAAAAAAGUUGAUGGUACAUAUCAAAAAUUAAAAAAACAAUUAAAAAAUUUUCGUUUAACAGUAGUACAAGAUUGUGCUGAAUUAAUGCAAAUAGCUAUUGAGAUAGAUUUGACAAAACGUCGGCUUGAUGAUAUAGAAACAGAAUAUUCGCAAGUUAAAUCAAAUGAAUCGGAUAUUCGAGAAGAUGAAAAUGAUCAAAUAAAUAUUUCAUUUAAAAAUGGACAAUAUUUAAGUAUACUCAUUCAAAUGCAUGCUAAAGCACAAAAAUUAAUUAAAACUUACAAUAGUCGGGUUGAUGAAUAUAGUUUGUAUAUCGAUAAUUUUAACCAAUUUAUUGAACAGUUUAAUCGUGGAUAUAUUAUGUAUACAUCACCAUUAACAGAUAAAACUUAUACGUUAUUAUUAACUGAUAUUGUUCAUGACAUUUUGAAUUUAAUAGAACCGUCAGUUGGUGAAGUUGAUGUAAAACGUAGUCAAAUAUUUAAAUUAUUUGAAACUAGUUAUAAUACAAGUUUGAAUAAUUUAAUGGCUGGUUCAAAGUUAAAUAAGAUUACAGGAUUAAAAGAAGUAAUUAAUACGUAAUCAAAUUAAUUAUUAUUAAUUUUUUAAUGAAAAAAAAAAAAAUGCAAUUAAAUAUUUCAAUAACUAUUGAAAUUUAAACAUUUUAUAAACUCUAAUGAUAAGCCAAGAUCUAACAAUUCAUCUUCUGUUUUAUCUUUUAUAUUUUUAAAAUAAUAAUUAACAGCAUCCCAAGAUAUUUCUUUUAGUGAUGGUAUUGUUAACCAUGUUGAAUUAAUAGCAGAAGUAACUUCAGUCAUCUUUUAAAUUUAAAUAUUUUUCAAAUCAUUAUUGUUUCAAAAUAGUAAUUAGCAUCAAAAAAUUUAUAAGAUAAUUUUUUUUU